Molecule: messenger RNA, 2211 nt
Organism: Psilocybe cubensis
Lineage: Eukaryota; Fungi; Basidiomycota; Agaricomycetes; Agaricales; Agrocybaceae
Exons: 4
Coding region: 1-2211 (736 amino acids)
Molecular function (GO): protein binding
Source: RefSeq, a predicted model, not a curated record
AUGCCCAUCGCGUCCAAUCGGCGACCUAGUCUGCGAUGGAGUCCGCAGUGCCGAUACGUCAGGAACAAAUUCGAAAGUUUUGCCCGAGUUAUCUAUCGCGUAAAGCAGCGCAGCCUCGCAGCAUUCUCGAAAACGAAGCUUUCCAGGACGUCUGAACCUGUUCACAAUUCUACUCAGCUUUCACUUCGCUCGCCAGAAACCGUGUUGAUAUUAUCUCUCCCUGGUACUUCAGAAUCGGGGGUACUUGUCCCACCCUGUCCUCAUCUCUUCUGUUCAAACGAAGCCCCGACGGACGACGAAGCGAAACUUAUUAUAGAUGCAAUCAAACGAGCUGAAGAGGAAGCAUCACGGCUGAAUUCUAUUCUUUUGAGAAAGCAGAAAUUCAGCGACCAUUGUAAACGAAAUGGACGUGGUUGGGAACGUGCGGUAACGCAUACAAUUGACGAAGUCAACAACUUUAUUCGCCUACACCGAGGACUCUUGUCACUUCUCCGUCAACUUCCUGUCGAGAUUCUUCAAGACAUAUUCCUCAUUCAUGUUAUAGACAGCAUAAAUCCCGAUUACAAUGGCUAUUUUAGCAAACAUCCGGCUCUGGCUGUUUCCCAAACUUGCCGUUCAUGGCGUAAUGUGGCUUUGAAUUUCCCUUCGCUUUGGAGUCGUCUUCCGCCUAUCCGCAUCCAACGAUCGCGUUCCAAGACGGACACACAAAUAGAAAUUCUCGCUGAUUUCUUAAGGCGCUCGAUCGGAUCUACCCUGCAUUUAUGCUUGAAUACAGCUAACUUCAUUCCAAAAUCGGCAGAUCUACAGUUCAACCACCCCACUGUGAACUUGCUCUGUCAACAUGCAGAGCGAUGGACGACGUUUACGCUCUUCGCGUCUCAUCUUACUUUUCCUAAUCUGCGGACAAUUAAAGGCCGACUCAAUGCGCUCAAAGGCCUAGGCCUCUUCGUGUCAUCAAUCGGGUCCUCCAUGGUCCCUGGACAAAUUAUAGAUUUCUUUGAAGAGGCACCCUUACUAACAGUUGUCGACAUCGGGACACCCUUCUCAAGGGCGGUUUCCCUUCCAUUCUCACAACUUAAACAUUACAAAGAAUACGUCACGUCACUACAAGAAUGCCAAAUCGAGAAGGCCAUCGCAUCUCCAGUACUACAGACGCUCACUAUGAAAACACGCAAUGAAGCAUAUGUGUUUCCGAAAUCUACACUGUCCAACCUCGUACGGCUUUACGCAGAAUUUUGUUUUACUCCGCAUCUCAACGACGAUGUUGUCCUUUGCCUUGGAAAUCUUACCCUGCCCGCUAUUCGAGAAAUUCGUCUGCUUUCCCGUAGCGAUAAUAUGACUCCCUCAUUGCUACGCUUGCUCCGAAAUUCAUCACCAUGCCUCUCUCUCAAAACACUGGUGUUCAGGUUCUGGUUUAUCAACGAAGGAGAUUUGACAGCAAUUCUUAAGUUAACACCGUCCUUGGUUCAUCUAAGUUGCACCGCCCCGGCCACAUCUGACAUUGAUUUCGUCAACAUCGCUGAUGUCACGCUUGUUCCAAAACUGGAGAGGUGCGAUUUCAUCUGGCCAGACGAACUUAGUGCAUCUAUACCACAUGCAAUCAAUAUACUUUGCGACUCCCGAUGUGAGCCACUAAUUAUCAACCCGGCUCCCUUUCUUCGCCUUAACAAGCUUACACUGAGUUUUACUGGGCUUGAGGGCUCUUUGUUACAGCAGCAGCUCAAUCGUUUAGAAGGCUGGCAUCCCACUGUGACCUCUUAUACACUCAAUGCCCUCAAGGAACAGCUUUUGGAAAGGCUGCCGACUUUAUUAUACCUUGGGUACCGCGAAGAAACUGACAUCCGGAGUCUUGGCGAAAACGAGAAAGUCGCAAAACUUCUUGCUCUGAUCAACACUGUCAUGGUCAACGAAGCAAUGGAUAUUUACUCCUCAGGAAUCAUUCUUGUGCUUGACAAAAUUGCAACAUCGCAAUACCCUAGCACAAAGAACGUUGCGUUGGCCAAAACGAUCCUUGAAAAAUGGAAACCGAUGACGGAAGACCCUGAGAAUCUUUUACGACGCCGUUGGGCAUAUCAUGGAUACAGAACUUUAGAAUACAUUCCUAUCGACAGCGAGCUACGGACGACUUCUCCUACAGACAUCAUUCGGGGUGUUGCUGAUGAACAAAUUAACUGGUUCGAUUUUGAACGAAUUCAAGUUGGGAGCCUUUGA